Molecule: messenger RNA, 2999 nt
Organism: Styela clava
Lineage: Eukaryota; Metazoa; Chordata; Ascidiacea; Stolidobranchia; Styelidae
Product: L-proline trans-4-hydroxylase-like
Source: RefSeq, a predicted model, not a curated record
AUUCGUGUAGUUUCCUGGUUAAUCAAAAUAAUUGGUAUCUGAAAGAUAGUUUAGACAAGGAUAGCAAUGGUUUCGUCGCUGAUCCAUUGAGUCCACGCAUUUGAACCGAAUAAUUGGAAUCAUUAUCCGCAAGUGUUGAAGAUUUUUCUCGGUUUUGCAGUAGCUUCUGCAACACUCUCAAUAUGGUUUCUGGGAAACUCGGUGCAGUGCUAAUACGCGAACUCUGCUCGAAGACGAUAGAUUUGCUUGUGCACAAGAUUGUAUAUCAUUCUCCGAAAGCGUAAAUUAAGCUUUGAGUAACAUCUCUAAGCUGUUUAUAUAAUUUUUUAUUUUCGUCCGCGCGUGUGUCACCCUUUGUUUUGACAGUUUUUGAAAUACACUGUGCCCACCUACCCAAAUCAAAAAUCGCAUAGGUCGCCACAAAUCUAUUCUCGGCGUUUCAACAUCUUGCACCUUAUUCAGUUGCAAACUGGUCGGGUCGUAACCGCUGUUAAAAAUACUACUUUAGAGUUGUCCUUGGCGUAAUUGACUUCGACAGUUUGUAUGCAUGUAUCGCGUGUAAUAAUCGUUUUGGCAUGUCUCGCACUAAAUUCGUCUUUGCUCAUGCUUCUGACGUUACGUCUGUCGUGGGUAAAGCAAAUAUUUGAAAAAUAAUAUCGCUUAGCUGCUGUUUACUCACCAGGCAUAUGGUGUGCAGUUAAUCUGCUACAUUUGAAAGAAUAUUACAAAAAGAUGCAGUCAGUGGAAAGAGUGUCAGUUGAAAGGGACAAAGAUGGCAAUCCGAUUUUAACAUCAGAAUCGUUAGAGAAAUUUGCUGAUGAUGGUUUCAUACUGAUCCCGCAUUUGUUAGACCCGGAAGAGCUGAGCAUUUUGAAGACAACGGUCGAAAACAAUGAAGUGGUGAAGAAACAUGCGUAUGGGAGGAAUGACGGACAAGGUAGGAAGGCAAAAGUUGUGCUUUGGAAUCGCCCAGGAACCGACAUAACUGGGAUUAUUUCAAGAAGUGAAAAAGUAGCAGGAACUAUGGAAAAGUUGCUAGGCGGGGAGGUUUACCAUUACCACUCAAAAAUUAUAAUGAAAGAUGCACAUACUGGUGGAAUGCACGUGUGGCAUCAGGACUACGGAUAUUGGUAUAGCAAUGGAUGCCUUUUCCCUGAUAUGGGAACCGUUUUCAUUGCUAUCGACAGAACCCACAAAGAAAAUGGGUGCUUAAAGGUAGUGAAAGGCUCUCACAAAUGUGGAAGAAUAGAUCAUACAAGAAUAGGAGAUCAAGCUGGUAUCGAAGGAGAAAGAUUGGAUGAGAUAUUGAAGAGAUUAACGGUACUGCAGGCAGAAAUGGAACCAGGAGAUGCCUUAUUUUUCCACAGUAAUGUGAUGCAUAGGAGUGAGCAAAAUUCCAGCAAUGAUCGCAGAUGGGCUUUCUUAUGUGCUUACAAUCGAGCAGACAAUAAUCCAGUGAUUGAACAUCAUCAUGCCAGAUAUUUUCCACUCGAAAAGGUGCCAAAUUCUAGAAUUUCCUUGUGCAAGCCCCCACUGAUUCAAUGGAUGGAAAAGAUUUUUUCUCUCUUGUUGAUGACGUUAGCAUGGUUGCGCUGGAUCCAAUUUUAAAGAAGAUAUGAAGAAAUAAAUAUCAAUUAUUACGUAGCAUUCGCUAAUGAUGAUGUACAUUUUGAUUCAUUUUUGCACUUGAAGAAAAAAAGUCUUUUAUAUCAGGUUCAGUUGAAUUGUUCGAAUCUGCGUUUAUAUCUAUUGUUGACGAAGUUGAAAUGCCAUUGUAAUGUUUAUUCUGCGAAGUCGAUCACAUUGAUAUUUACAAAUAAUUAUUUGAUUGAAUUGGCAAUGUGUACUCACACUUUAUAUAUAUACAUUAAUUUGGUUGAACAAUGAAAGUGAACAAUAUCAUUUUAAUCAUUCACUGCGGAUAAACGCAUCGCUUCGAGCGUCGGAAAAGAUUUUGUUGCAAUACAUCAUUAUAUUGACUACGUUUCAAUUGUCUACUGGGUCUGUAAUACAAUAACGAACCAAAUUAUCCUACGGGGCUCCACAUGCUUUUUCCACGGUAAAGUUCUUUGCUAAAAUGCUUAGUUAGUUGCCUAGUCGGCAAACAAAUUCGUUAUAACUCGCCAAAGUUUUCGCUGAGCUCGAAACCCAAGUUCCCUUUGAAGCAACUUAAUACGAUAGCGAGGCAGGAAAAACUUGACAAAUUUGCGUUGUAAUUUUUAGGGAAUUGCAAACUCAAUUAAUAAAAAAUAUUUUAUUGUCGUUGGUGUUUACAAGAAACGGUAGACACUGCCACAUUGCCAAACAUUGUACAUAAGAACAAAAAAUAUUAAAUAUAUAUUUCAUCUUAAAAAACGUACUAUAUUUGGACGAGGAAAGACUAUCAAAGUCAUUGAGACAGGGACACCAUUUUUGCUGAGUUUAGGCAGGCAGAUGACAUCAAACAACGUCAGACAAUACGGAAGUAAAUUAGCAUGAAUAAAUAAAACACAAUUUGAUAACUCAAAUUUAAAAGAAAACGGGAGAGUCUAUAGAAAAAUAUAUUGGAAUUUGUCAAUUUUGAGUUCUGUACCUAAAACAAUGGAAGUCUGAAGGUAUCAUGUCGUCAGAUUACUAGUAUAUAUUGAAGAAAUGAUAACCGUUUUUCUUUUCCAAAUCAACAUAUAUAUUUGAAAUCGAUUAACAUAUAGGCUAUAAUAGUUGGGAGAGGGUUCGCACAAAUUUCGAAGAAUAAAUCACACGAGAACCGAAGAUCAAGAUACAAAUCUUAAAGAAAUUUAUGGUGUUAUACAUCCAUAUAUAACACCAUUAUCAUCCAUGUCGGGUAUGGGAUUAGUUAGCCAGAUAGUUAUUUGUUUCUUCCGGCGCAUGGAUUCGAAUGAAUAACAUAGUGCCACAACUAGCAAAUCUUAAUUGCUAACUAAAUUUCUUGAAUAUCAAGUCCAUGCUUCCGAAAAACAAAUAACUAACUAACCCCAUACCCGUCAUGGAAUGGUAAC